AUGGCCUUUAAGAUUGUUGUUCUGUUCGCCACACUGGCCCUCGCCAGCGCUGGCUACCUCGAGCCGGAACAUCACCAUCAGGUGUCGUACGGUGCGGCCCCGGUCGCCCACCACUACUCGUCCGCUCCGGCCGUGAGCUACAGCUCGAUCACUCGCCACGACUCACCGGCGAAGGUGGCCGUCGCCAAGACGGUGGCGUACGCCGCCGAGCCCUCGGUGCACUAUGCCGCCCCGCUCACCAAGACCCUGGCCUACGCUGAACCGUCGGUCCACUACGCGGCGCCCCUCACGAAGACCUACUCCGUGCACGAGCCCACCCUGAAGACGGUCGUUGCCCAGCCAGCGCCGCUGUACGCCAAGACCGUGUACGCCCAGGAACCGGCCCAUGUCUACGCCCAUGGCGCCAAGACGGUGGCUUAUGCCGCGCCGCAGGUCCACUACCAGGCCGCGCCCCAGGUCCACUAUCAGGCCCCGACGCUGCUGAAGAACGUGGAGUACAGCAAGACCCUCGCCUAUGCCCCGCAGUACGUGUCGCAGCCGACCUACACCAAAACUCUGGUCGCCGAGCCGCAGCCUCUGUACCACCAUCACCACAGCGCGCCGGUCUACGCCCAUGGCGCUCCGGUUGUGGCCACCAAGACCCUCGGCUACGCCGAGCCGCACGUGUCGCACGUCAGCUACGCCGACAACAGUGCCCACUACGCCUGGUAAGCGUUCCGCAAGGACCGCGAGACCGCGAG
Anopheles cruzii is the source of this 740-nucleotide messenger RNA. RefSeq names its product cuticle protein 16.5-like. The record is from RefSeq and is a predicted model, not a curated record. NCBI's taxonomy places the organism in Eukaryota, Metazoa, Arthropoda, Insecta, Diptera, Culicidae. The transcript is spliced from 2 exons. The coding region runs from base 1 to 711 and encodes 236 amino acids.